CUGUGUUGGGCGCCGACCGUGGUGCUCACUGAUAAAGUUUAGUCUUGGUUGCCUUUUGCGAGCCAUGGAGAGUGACUUUUAUCUGCGUUACUACGUGGGCCACAAGGGCAAGUUCGGCCACGAGUUCUUGGAAUUUGAGUUCAGACCCGACGGGAAACUGAGAUAUGCAAACAACAGCAAUUACAAAAAUGAUGUCAUGAUCAGAAAAGAGGAGCUUGAAAUUGUCAUUGGAGAUGAACACAUUUCUUUCACAACAUCAAAAAUUGGUUCCCUUAUUGAUGUCAAUCAAUCCAAGGAUCCAGAAGGCUUACGAGUAUUUUAUUAUCUUGUCCAGGACCUGAAGUGUUUGGUCUUCAGUCUUAUUGGAUUACACUUCAAGAUUAAACCAAUCUAGAUUGAAUAUUGGUGCGGACAUGAGAGGGGUAGAGUGGUUGUUUUUUAAUUGCCAUUUCAGGAAAUUUUUGUGUAUAUCAGGGAAGUAUUUUUUUAUAAACUGGAAAUGAUUGUCUUUAAUAAAUAUGUGAUAAAAACCCAA
Molecule: messenger RNA, 535 nt
Organism: Carlito syrichta (Philippine tarsier)
Lineage: Eukaryota; Metazoa; Chordata; Mammalia; Primates; Tarsiidae
Gene: MAGOH
Product: mago homolog, exon junction complex core component
Exons: 4
Coding region: 65-394 (109 amino acids)
Biological process (GO): RNA splicing
Cellular component (GO): nucleus; catalytic step 2 spliceosome; exon-exon junction complex
Source: RefSeq, a predicted model, not a curated record